CUAAAAGAUUAUGCACUAAUUUAAUUUAAUUUUUCUCCCUUUCUUCUCUGACUGAACUCUCUGACUCACACUUUCCCUUCUUCUCUUCCGGAUCUAUCCCAACACGAUCUCCUCCAAAAUGCACCUCUCAUUCUGAUUCUGAUUCUGAUUCUCUCCCUUUUAGGCUGAGUGUUAAUGGCGUCGAAACAAGGACCGAAAUCGAGGCGGUGCGGAUCGACCAGCGGCGGCGGCGGAGUAAGAGGCGCUGCUGCGAAUUCCCAUUCCUCGUCGACAACUUCGAGUUCUAAGCAGUUUCAGGAUGUCUCCGGUGGCGACGGUCAGAGCUCGCCGGCGUCUUCGUCUGCUCGGAGCAAGCCGCCGCAGCAGCAUUUUUACCCGGAGGCUGAGCAGAGAACUAAAGAGAAUGUCACUGUGACGGUUAGGUUUCGGCCUUUGAAUCCAAGGGAGAUUCGUCAAGGCGAGGAGAUUGCUUGGUAUGCGGACGGGGACACCAUUGUGCGGAAUGAGUAUAACCCUUCCAUUGCAUAUGCAUACGAUCGUGUAUUUGGUCCCACAACCACAACUCGUCAUGUGUAUGAUGUUGCUGCUCAGAAUGUCGUUAGUGGUGCUAUGGAGGGCAUCAAUGGUACAGUCUUUGCCUAUGGGGUAACAAGCAGUGGGAAGACUCAUACAAUGCAUGGUGAUCAAAGAUCUCCUGGAAUCAUACCACUUGCUGUGAAGGAUGCUUUUAGCAUUAUCCAAGAGACACCAAACCGAGAGUUUCUCCUUCAAGUUUCAUACUUGGAAAUCUACAAUGAGGUGGUUAAUGACUUAUUAAAUCCAGCAGGGCAGAACUUAAGAGUCAGAGAGGAUGCUCAGGGAACCUUUGUUGAGGGAAUAAAGGAAGAAGUUGUACUCUCCCCUGCUCAUGCCCUGUCCCUUAUUGCAGCUGGAGAAGAGCACAGGCAUGUUGGGUCCACAAACUUCAAUGUACUCAGCAGCAGGAGCCAUACGAUAUUUACCCUGACCAUAGAGAGUAGUCCGUGUGGUGAAAAUAGUGAAGGAGAAGCAGUAACACUGUCACAACUGAAUCUCAUCGAUCUAGCAGGUUCUGAGAGCUCUAAAGCUGAAACAACUGGCAUGAGAAGGAGAGAAGGAUCUUAUAUUAAUAAAAGUCUUCUAACUCUUGGAACUGUUAUUUCAAAAUUGACUGAAGAUAGAGCUAGUCACAUACCUUAUAGGGACUCCAAAUUGACUAGAAUACUUCAGUCUUCACUCAGUGGUCAUGGACGUGUAUCUCUCAUUUGCACAGUAACUCCUUCAUCAAGUAGCACUGAAGAGACACAUAAUACAUUGAAAUUUGCUCACCGGGCAAAGCACAUUGAGAUACAAGCAGCACAAAACAAGAUAAUUGAUGAGAAGUCACUUAUCAAGAAAUACCAGCAAGAGAUUCAAUGCUUGAAGGAAGAGUUGGAGCAAUUAAAGAGGGGAAUUGUCACCGUUCAGCCAAAAGAUACUGGGGAUGAUGACAUAGAGCUUCUAAAACAAAAGUUAGAAGAUGGUCAAGUUAAGCUGCAAUCCAGAUUGGAACAAGAAGAAGAAGCUAAAGCUGCUUUGUUAGGCAGAAUUCAACGGUUGACUAAGUUGAUUUUAGUCUCCACAAAAGCAUCACAGUCAACGAGAUUUUCCAACAGGCCUGGCUCUCGUAGAAGACAUUCCUUUGGGGAAGAAGAGCUGGCAUACCUUCCAUACAAAAGGCGGGAUUUAAUAUUAGACGAGGAAAAUAUUGAUUUGUAUGUUAACCUGGAAGGUAAUGCUGCAACAUCUGAUGAUUCUUUUAAGGAGGAGAAAAAGACAAAGAAACAUGGACUUCUAAAUUGGUUGAAGUUGCGUAAACGAGAUAGUUCCUUGAUAGGAUCUAGUGAUAAAUCUAGUGGAGCGAAAUCUACUAGCACACCUUCUACACCUCAAGCAGAAAGUGGUAAUAAUGUUGGGUCAAGACUUUCCCAUUCUCUACCUGCAGAAAGCUCUCCAUCUGCUGAUCAUAUAUCAGAGGCAAUAGAGGAUAAAGAUCUUCAUGAGGAUAGUUUAUUGGGACAAGAGACACCUUUGACAAGCACCAAAUCAGUUGAUCAGAUUGAUCUUCUAAGGGAACAGCAUAAGAUUUUAUCUGGAGAAAUGGCACUUCAUUCAAGUGCUUUGAAGAGGCUGUCUGAGGAAGCAGCAAGAAAUCCUCAGAAUGGUCAGAUUCAUGUGGAGAUGAAAAGGUUGAAAGAUGAAAUUAAGUCGAAGAAUGAACAAAUAGAUUUGCUGGAAAAGCGAAUUUCUAGUCACUCCUUUGCUUCAGAUAAGACAGAUCAAUCCGGAGUAUCACAUCAGACUGUUGCUGAGCUGAUAGCACAAUUAAAUGAGAAGUCUUUUGAACUUGAGGUCAAAGCAGCAGACAACCGUAUAAUUCAAGAACAGCUUAAUCAGAAGAUCUGUGAAUUUGAAAGCCUGCAAGAAACAGUUGCCUCUUUCAAACAGCAACUUGCAGAUGCAUUAGAGUUAAGAAAUUUCAAUCCUGUAGACAAUCAUUUACAGCAUUCCUCUGUAACCAACAACUAUCAUGGUGAACUUCACCUUGACAAGGGAAACAUAAGCAACGCCAAUGAAGGGAUUCUUUUGCAGUCACAGAUAAGUGAGAUAGAAGAGCUGAAUCAGAAGGUAGCAGAACUAACAGAAUCAAAGGAGCAGCUAGAGAUUAGGAAUCGGAAACUGGCAGAAGAGAGUACAUAUGCUAAAGGGCUAGCUUCAGCUGCUGCUGUUGAGCUUAAGGCACUAUCAGAAGAAGUUGCCAAACUCAUGAACCAUAACGAGAAACUAGCUGCGGAGCUAGCUGCGUCCAAGAAUUCACCCACACAACGUAGAACUAGUGGAACAAUCCAAAAUGGGCGAAGGGAAAGUCAUGUCAAACCUAGACGAAAUGAUCAGGGUGGAUCAAACUCGGAUACCAAGAGAGAAUUGGCCUUGAGUAAAGAAAGGGAACAGUCAUAUGAAGCUGCUCUUUUAGAAAAAAAUCAGAAAGAGGCCGAACUUCAAAGAAAGGUUGAGGAGUCAAAGCAAAGGGAAGCAUACCUGGAAAAUGAACUUGCCAACAUGUGGGUUCUUGUGGCAAAGCUAAAAAAGUCACACGGAGCUGAAACUGAUGUUUCAGGGUCGACUAGAGGGAGUUUGCAGUUCGAUGGUUUUGACUUUUAAUGGGAUCUUGUAAUGGUGGCUUCUGAGUUAAUCCAUUAUUGCAAUUUAUUUACUUAUAUUAGGAGUGGCUUGAGGGAGAGGUGUGUAAAGGUUGUGUUGUUUGCAGGAAAGUGUGCUUUUCUCUUCCCCCUCCAUCAUUGUCCUUCUUGGUUCAUAGCUCCUGUUUCCCCAUUUGUACAUCCACAAGUAAUAGUCCUUCUUCUCCAGUUCUUCCAAAUGUUAUGCUAAUUUAGUCCCCUUUUUUCCGGUACA
Molecule: messenger RNA, 3471 nt
Organism: Lotus japonicus
Lineage: Eukaryota; Viridiplantae; Streptophyta; Magnoliopsida; Fabales; Fabaceae
Product: kinesin-like protein KIN-7K, chloroplastic
Exons: 24
Coding region: 175-3219 (1014 amino acids)
Biological process (GO): microtubule-based movement
Molecular function (GO): ATP binding; microtubule binding; microtubule motor activity
Source: RefSeq, a predicted model, not a curated record